Messenger RNA from Poecilia latipinna (sailfin molly), 2123 nucleotides. Its product is annotated as complement C3-like. The record is from RefSeq and is a predicted model, not a curated record. The coding region runs from base 51 to 1907 and encodes 618 amino acids. The transcript is spliced from 15 exons. NCBI's taxonomy places the organism in Eukaryota, Metazoa, Chordata, Actinopteri, Cyprinodontiformes, Poeciliidae. Gene Ontology annotation, molecular function: endopeptidase inhibitor activity.
UGCCUGAGGAUAAAAGACAGGCACACCAGCGAUCUGUAGCCACAGCAGAGAUGGGAUCAAUGAUGGGAAUCUCUGCUCUCCAGCUUCUGCUGGUAGCUUUUUCCUGUCUGACUUCUCAGUCGAGUGCAUUUCCUUUGAAAGUUUUGUCCGCCCCCAACUUGUUGCGAGUUGGUGCGGCAGAAAACAUAUUUGUGGAAAUUCAAGACUGCGCAUCUGAAGAAGAGGUUUCUGUUGAAAUUGCUGCAUGGAGCUUUCCAGGAAAAACAAAAAAAUUAGCAUCAACACGUGUGAGGCUUACAAAAGAAGGACAUUUCCAGAAUCUUGGAAGAAUAACGAUCCCUGCUGAUGAGUUCGAAAUCAACCCAAAAAGAAAGCACUAUGUUUACCUUCAAGCAAACUUUGGCGACAGUUUGCUGGAGAAAGUUGCGUUGGUUUCUUUUGAGCCUGGUUAUAUUUUCAUCCAAACUGACAAAACUAUCUACACCCCUAACAGCAAUGUCAACUACAGAUUGUUUGCAAUCAGACCUGGCAUGGAACCGGUGGAGAGAGCGUCCGAAGCUGAUGCUUUAAUUAACAUUCAGAUUGUGACCCCUGACGGCGCCACUUUACAAUCUGACUUUUUUAUUAUCAAUUCACAAAUACACUCUGGAACGUACAAUCUUGGUGACCUUGUAAGCCCAGGAAUUUGGAAGGUGAUUGCAAAGUUCAGCACCAGCACACAGAGCUUUGUGUCAGAGUUUGAGGUUAAAGAAUAUGUGCUUCCAAGUUUUGAGGUGGAAGUGAAGCCUUUGCAGCCCUGCUUCUAUGUGGACAGCAAAGAACUCAAAUUCAGCAUUGAAGCUACGUACACGUUUGGUAAAAAAGUGGAUGGAUCAGCCUAUGUUGUUUUUGGAGUUAUGCAUGAAAAUCAGAAAGAAAGCAUUUCUGAUUCUCUCCAGAGAAUUCCGAUUGUUGAAGGUCAAGGAGAGGCCAAAAUAACAAUCGAGAACAUCAACACUAUCAAAGAUGUGAACAGCCUGGUUGGGGAAACUAUAUUUGUAAAAGCAAGUGUACUGACAGAGAAUGGUGGUGAAUUGGUGGAAGUUGAGUUGGGAGGCAUCAAGAUUGUCACAUCGCCUUACACCAUCAGCUUUAAAAAAACGCCCAAAUAUUUCCAAACAGGAUUAUCGUUUGAUGUAACGGUUGAAGUUUUAAAUCCUGAUGAGAGUCCAGCGAAAGGUGUGGAAAUGGUAGUUGAUCCGGGGUCAGUUACAGGUUUGACUGGAGCCACUGGAUUAGCGAGGCUUACCAUCAAUACAGUGGCAAGCUCAGAUCCCCUACUUAUUACAGCAAGGACAGAUGAUCCUCAAAUCCAUUCUGAAAGACAAGCAUCAGUCAACAUGACAGCCUACCCAUACCAAAAAGAAAGCAACAAUUACAUCCACAUAGGUCUGGACACAACACUUGUGAAUUUGGGAACAAACUUGAAAGUUAAUUUUUAUUUUGAAAGCCAGGAUAGACAUUGUGACAUCACAUACCUCGUCUUAAGCAGAGGCCAAUUGGUCCGGUAUAAACGAUUCAGGAGAGAAGGUCAGUCACUGGUCACCAUGAUGCUUCCAAUUACCAAAGAAAUGCUGCCAUCCUUUCGCCUUGUUGCCUACUACCAUCCAAAAGAGUCAGAAGUGGUGUCUGACUCUGUUUGGGUGGAUGUGGAAGACACCUGCAUGGGAUCGUUGACGUUAAUCUCAAACAAGAAAUCAUACUUGCCUCGAGAAAAAGGCAUGCUUGAGCUUAAAGUCACAGGAGAUCCAGGGGCAAAAGUGGGUCUGGUUGCAGUCGACAAAGGGGUCUAUAUUCUGAACAACAAGUACCGUCUGACACAGAAAAAGGCAAUUUCUUUUUCUUUCUUUCUUUUUUUCCAAGUUUAACAUGUUGGAUUUCUUUCCUUUGCAUGUGCUUUAAAAAAAGAAGAAAAUAACACUCAAUAUGAUUCUAUAAGUUUGUAUAGACACAGUUUUUCCCAACCCUGGUUCUCAAGGGACACUGGCCUGCAUGUUUUAGACGUCUCCCUCCUUUAAUGCACCUGAUUCAGAUCAUUGCAGAUCAUUGCAAACGCCAUCAAUUGAAAUCAGCCGGGCUGAAGC